Toxoplasma gondii ME49 is the source of this 404-nucleotide messenger RNA. RefSeq names its product nuclear distribution protein C, putative. Gene Ontology annotation, cellular component: cytoplasm. Lineage: Eukaryota; Apicomplexa; Conoidasida; Eucoccidiorida; Sarcocystidae. The record is from RefSeq and is a predicted model, not a curated record. The transcript has 3 exons. The annotation marks the transcript as partial. Gene Ontology annotation, biological process: protein folding.
AGACGCAGAAGAAAGAAGACGCAGACGGAAGUCGAGACGAAGACGAUUAAGACAACGGGCCGCCUCCCGAGGGGAACGGCGGCAAGACAGAAAAGUGAGCUUAAAACACCCGAAGAAGAGACAUACACCUGGACGCAGACCCUGGGCACCGUCGACGUUUACAUUCCUGUCCAGGAAGGAACGAAAGCGUCUAACUGGGAUGUGAAGAUCGGCGCAGGGACGCUGAAGGUUGGCCUGAAGGGACAGACACCUCUCGUCGACGGAAAACUCCACAUGAAGGUGAAACCGGACGACUGCAUGUGGACUCUGGAAGGACAGAAAGUCAUCCACCUGAAUCUGGAGAAGUCGACCACAUGCGCUGGUGGUCCUGCGUCGUUCAGGGAGACCCAGAAUCGACACAAAAA